This is a messenger RNA of Carica papaya (papaya), 2245 nucleotides long. Lineage: Eukaryota; Viridiplantae; Streptophyta; Magnoliopsida; Brassicales; Caricaceae. The record is from RefSeq and is a predicted model, not a curated record.
CUUUUUAUUGUUUUCAUGGUAGAAGAGGUACCGUAGAGGCUUGAGUUGAGAGACUCUGUCCUCUUCUUCUCCUUUCUUCUCGGUGUCUUUUUGCCUGUUGCCGAGAGAACCAGAGCAUUUACCUUGAUAUGGAAGUAAGUACGUUUCUGCUUCUCCUCUUUGGGUUUCUGUUUGGUUCCUGAGAAAAGGAAGGAAAAUAACAGAGGGAAAGUAAUGAACUUGGAGAAUUUCCCCUUUUUUAUUCUCUGGGUUAUCUCUUUAGGGGAGGAUGAAAGAUGGGUUAAGUCAAACUAAGACAAGAAAUUUCCUUUUAGUCUUCAUUUAGAUUUUCUGUUUCCUCCUCCCCGCAUUUAGGACAAAAGUUUUUCUCUGCUGCCAAACAGAGUAGGUGAAAGAACAGAAGUCAAAAAAUGACUAAACCUAACCCAGCUAAAAACUGGCAUUUUUGACCAAGCUUGAUUUAUAGCUGAUAAUUAUUACUAAGAGAUAUCUCUCUUUCUAAGUAGCUUUUGACAGCACUACAUGCUCCUGUUGAUUGAUUAUGAUUGGUUUUUCUUCACAAAAUUCCUGUAGAUGGUACCCAGAUUUCCACAGAGCUUCUGGGACUUUCAACCUUCUGAAGAAUGAAAUCUCUUUUGUUGACUGAGAAGAUGAAUAACCUCUUCAUUUUCUAUGCAAUCAUCACCUUGGGAGCAAUUUUAUCUCCCAUUAGUUGCGACCCAGUUGAAGAUAAGCAAGCCUUACUCGAUUUCCUUCACAAUAUUCACCAUUCUCACUCUCUAAACUGGAACAGCAGCACCUCUGUAUGUCAAACCUGGACUGGAGUCACUUGCAACAAUGACCGUUCCCAGGUUAUAUCUCUUCGUUUGCCGGGAAUGAAGCUCCGCGGUCCAAUCCUACCGAACACUCUUGGUCGCCUAUCAGGAAUCCAGCUUUUGAGUCUUCACUCUAAUGGCAUAUCAGGUUCAUUGCCUGCUGAUUUUGCUGAGCUCAAAGAGCUGACCGCCCUUUAUCUUCAAUCCAACAAAUUUUCUGGCCCUUUGCCUUCUGAUUUCUCAGUUUGGAAAAAUCUUACAAUUGUUGAUCUUUCUGACAAUGAAUUCAACGGAAGUAUCCCUUCUUCAAUAUCGAAUUUGACUCAACUCACGGCUUUGAACCUUGCUAAUAACUCGCUUUCCGGCCAGAUUACUCUGCUCGAUGUGCCUAGUUUGCAGCACUUGAAUUUAGCGAACAAUAACCUCACAGGCACUAUACCUAAAUCCCUGCAAAGAUUUCCUGGUUCAGCAUUUGCUGGCAAUAAUCUUUGGUCUGAAAUUGUCAUCCCUCCAGCUCUUCCUAUGCAGCCUCCAUUUGCUCAACCAUCAAGGAAAAGAGCCUCAAAGCUUAGUGAACCUGCACUACUUGAUGUUCUAGGAGGUUGUGUGAUGGCAUUUGUGGUAAUUGCUAUUUUGAUGAUACUUUGUUACUCUAAGCAGAAAAGAGGAGAGUUUUUGGGGAAUUCACAGAACAAGAAAGAGAUUUCAUUGAACAAAGUCUCUGAUAAUCAAGAUAAGAAGAACAGGCUAGUGUUCUUUGAGGGAUGUAGUCUUGCAUUUGAUUUGGAGGACCUGUUAAGAGCAUCUGCAGAGGUGCUCGGAAAGGGAAUGUUCGGAACAACAUAUAAGGCAGCUCUUGAUGAUGCAAGCACAGUGGUUGUCAAGAGAUUGAAAGAAAUAAGUGUGGCAAAAAGGGACUUCGAGCAACAGAUGGAGACUGUCGGUAGCAUCAGGCAUGAGAAUGUUGCUGCUCUAAGGGCAUAUUACUAUUCAAAGGAUGAGAAGCUCAUGGUAUAUGACUACUACCGGCAGGGCAGUGUUUCUGCGUUGCUAUAUGGUAUGUGCAGCUCUCUUUCCAAACCUAUUUCCUUGCUCAUACUGAAAUCUCAUUGCCUUUCAAAAUGCCCUAUAAUGGUGAGGUGGGUGAAUUCUGUUGUUAGGGAGGAGUGGACCGCAGAGGUGUUUGAUGUAGAACUUUUGAGGUAUCCCAACAUAGAGGAAGAAAUGGUAGAGAUGUUACAAAUUGGAAUGAGUUGUGUGGUGAAGAUACCAGAGAGAAGACCUAAAAUGUUUGAUGUUGUGAAAAUGGUGGAGGAUAUUAGAAGAAGUCAACCAUCUCCUGAAACUAAAUCAGAAGUUUCUAUAUCAACUCCUACACCACAUGCAGCAACAGAAAUAAGAUCCUCCUCUACUAUGCGAUAAGUCUAUUU